Messenger RNA from Protopolystoma xenopodis, 510 nucleotides. NCBI's taxonomy places the organism in Eukaryota, Metazoa, Platyhelminthes, Monogenea, Polystomatidea, Polystomatidae. The record is from the annotation of a GenBank genome assembly.
AUGCCCAGUCCUAGCUACGUUGCUAUCUACUUCAACAUCUUCUCUCAGCUCUACCCUCGAAUUGCCCGUCUUUCCCCGGAACAGCGCCUGGCCGACUUUGACCUCAAGCUAGUGAAUGUUUUCCGAUACGGCGUCCUCUCUCCCAUUUAUGUUGCCACUUUGCAGGCAACCAGCUUAGCCACCGCAGCCCAAACGACUAUCAGUCAGACCGUUUCGUCUACCCGACCAUCCCUGGUUUCCAACAAUAUUAGCGAUGGUAACAAUGACAAUAGUAAUGAUGUUACUUGUGACACUGUCGCCAGAAGCACAUCUAACCAUCUUACAUCGGCGAGCUCUGUCACUUUUGCCACAACUGGUCUAUUUGCAGAGAUCAACAAUCCCUUACACCUAAAGACCUCUAGUGGGCUGAUUCUGGUGCCAGUACUUGAUGAUACAUGCUUAACUCCAUCGCAGCUUGCUAUUUUCAACUGUUUUGAAUUGCUGGCAAGAGUAAAUACAAGGACUGUCUGA